Penicillium coprophilum is the source of this 1272-nucleotide messenger RNA. Its product is annotated as fungal specific transcription factor domain-containing protein. The record is from RefSeq and is a predicted model, not a curated record. Lineage: Eukaryota; Fungi; Ascomycota; Eurotiomycetes; Eurotiales; Aspergillaceae. The transcript is spliced from 2 exons. Bases 1 to 1272 code for a protein of 423 amino acids.
AUGCUGGAAGCUAUUCGGCCAACACUCCCACCAAACAGACACCCAAAUACAGGCUAUCAGGGCUCUUCUUCUUUGGAUUCACUAUUGGGUAACGUCCGCCAGCAAACCAUGUUGCUUGGGAAUCUGGAGGUUAGUUCGACCUUGCUUCCGGUCGGGCGGGAUGAUGAGGGGCCAGCUUAUUCUACGGCUCAUUUCAUGAACAACGCUUCGACAAUUGAGGGCGCACAGCUGUUGGAAGCACUUGUCAGCUCUAAAAUACAUAACGUCAUUGAGCGUUUGUUCGUUGACUGGAAGGGAAAUGGACUCGAGUCGCAUGUCGGCGCAUUCCUCAUUCAGCCAUUCGCUGAUGCAAUCAUUAAAGAAAUUGUCACCUUACAGCAGUCGGAAAAUUUACGAUCUGAUCUGUUGGCCUUAUCGCAGCGUCUGUUUGAAAAUAGUAGUCGUGCUGUGGAUAUACAUCGUUUAAUGACGCUACAAGGUUUCAUCGACCAGUAUACAGGUCCGAAUCUCCGCUGGGAGACAAUGGGAGUAAUCCUGACACUUGUGGGUAUUGCCGCAACUGAGUUUCGUGCACCAUAUACUCUGUAUCGAACAGAACAAGAACGACAAACCCUGAAGAUGAACCUGAUUCAAUUUGGAAACAGAUGUGCAAUAUUUUGCGAGGCAUUGGACGUCCUCAAUGACGUUCAUAUCCUGUUUCUGUAUCAGACAUUCCAGGUGCAGUCUGUCUUUUACGGAGAUCAAAGUACGCUACAAUCCCCUUUCCGCCUUCUUAUGCAUCAAAAUGACAAUUUGGCAGGUCUUAAAACAUGGCGCCGACUCAACGACGCCGCCUGUGCUCUACUUGCCGCUGGGCUUCACGAGAGCAUCCAAGAAGCGUGCGACAUUCCGUUCUUUCUGCUUGAAGUGCGAAAGCGUAUCUUUUCCCGCUUAUACAGUAUCGAUAUCAGCUUAGCGACAUUUCUCGGACGGCCACCGCGUAUGAGCAAGAAUUUUUGCCGUAUCAACCUGCCCCUUGAUAUUGACGAAAACUGUUAUUCUCUCUCGGACUCUGCUCUGAGUGCAGAGCUGGAAAAGCUUGACCACGCUGGAUGGAAUUCGGAGGGUCACAUUCGACUGAGCGCCGUUAUGCGAUGGUCAACCGUUACGGCAAUGAUUCGAGAAGAGACAUUGGAACUACUUCUGGGCGGGAACAUAUCUAAUAUGCAAAGGCGGAUAAUGUGCGUCACUUGUCUCAAUUCAUACAGCCAAUUAACUCAUCGUUCACAGUAA